CUUCCCUGGUGGAGGUAUUUCAGUGCGGUGUGUAUUACACUUUCACGCACACGCAUAUGCUUUGAUGGAGAUUGACAGUCUGGUGGCCAACAGGGCUCUUGUGAGGGCCAGAGAAGGAGGCGGGACCAAAGGCCGGAGCUGGAAAUGGCAAGAGAUGCUUCGCUUCCCGCACAUCAGCCGAUGCAGCAACUUGGCCGCCACCAUAGUGCGGGACUUCUGGGACAUAUGCGUGGUGCAGCCCAUCGGCCGAAAGCUCUUUGACCAGUUCUGUGACAGCCAAGACAAACUACGAAAGUACGGGGAGCUGCGUCAGGCUCUGGACGAAUUUGAGAUGCAGCGAGAUGAGGACAGGCGAGCGGUUGGACUACACAUCAUUCAAGAGUUCUUCACCAUUAAUACGUCACAGUUUAUCCCCGAGGUGUCCAAACACAAGCGAGGCUGCAUGUGGAGUCUAGAUCACGAACCCUGCACUGACAUCUUCAAGAACUGCAGAGAUGAUCUUCACACGUUCCUCAGCGGAGAACCUUUUGAGCAUUACCAGUGCAGCAUGUACUUUGACCGCUUCCUGCAGUGGAAGAUGCUAGAAAGGAGGCCGGUCACCAAGAACGAGUUCCGACAAUACCGAGUGUUAGGCAAAGGAGGCUUUGGGGAGGUAUGGGCAUGUCAGGUGCGGGCCACGGGGAUGAUGUACGCCUGCAAGAAGCUGCAGAAGACGCAUGUGAAGAAGCGGCGAGGCGAAGAAAUGGCGCUCAAUGAGAAGGAGAUCCUGGAGAGCGUGAACAGUCGCUUUGUGGUGAAUCUGGCAUACGCCUACGAGACCAAACACGACCUGUGCUUGGUUCUCACCAUGAUGAGCGGGGGAGACCUAAAGUUUCACAUCUACAACAUGGGCCCGGCCGGACUGGACUCGAAACGAGUGCAAUUGUACGCCGCCGAGGUCUGUUGCGGUCUCAUGCACCUGCACGAGAAGUCUAUCAUUUACAGGGACCUGAAGCCAGAGAACAUCUUGUUGGACGAACACGGACACAUCAGGAUCUCCGACCUGGGCCUCGCCAUUCGCGUGUCCGAGAGCGGGGUGGUGCGAGGCCGCGUGGGCACGCUAGGAUACAUGGCCCCGGAGGUGAUCGCCCACGAAUAUUACGGCGUGAGUGCCGACUGGUGGGGUCUGGGUUGCCUCAUCUACGAGAUGACGGCGGGCCAGCCCGUCCUCAGAAUGAAGGGCGAGCAUCCCAAAAAGGUCGAGAUGGAGGAAAGGAUCAAGACCAAGAAAGAGGAGUACGGCGAGCGAUUCGCACCACAAGCCAGAGAUAUCUGCUCGCAGCUGCUGGUCAAAGACCCCAAAAGGAGGCUGGGCUGCCAGACGUCAGGAGGCCGAGACGUUCAGGCACAUCCUUUCUUCAAGGAAAUCAACUUCCGCAUGCUGGAGGCGGGGCUUCUGGGGGCGCCCUUUAAACCUGACCCCAGGCUGGUUUACUGCAGCGACGUUCAGGACAUCGAGGAGUUUGCUUCCGUGAGGGGCGUCACCCUCAACCAAGACGACAGCAGCUUCUAUGCCAAAUUCAACACGGGAAGCGUUCCCAUCACCUGGCAGAACGAGCUCAUUGAGACGGGCUGCUUCAAUGAGCUCAACGUUUUUGGACCCGACGGUUCUCGACCUCAAGACCUGCAGUGCACGCAAGCGCCCGAAAGUCCAAAGAACGGCCUGUUCAACAAGAUCUUCCGCAGAUUUCACCCCCCUGAGGCGAACGAGGACGGGCAACGGAGCCCCCUGCCCAACAACUUCAUCACGUCGGGAAUUCUGUCUGCCCCGAACUGAAGACUGCCAAUCAAACGCUUGUGUGCGGUUUCUGUUUUGUAAAUGUACUGUACAGUGAACCCUCCCCGUUCCGCCGGGGGUUAGGGACCAAGACCCGCCGCAUAAACAUUUUUUUGUUGUCAUGAAUUGCUUAUAUUCAUUUUUAAAAUCCUAAGCAUACCCAAACUGAUCCCCAAACGUUUUGAUAUCAUUUCAAUCUCGUCUCAAAAAAUUACCCUGACAAAUAAAUGAUUUGGAUUCCAAGUGUGAGGA
Messenger RNA from Hippocampus comes (tiger tail seahorse), 2068 nucleotides. RefSeq names its product G protein-coupled receptor kinase 5 (gene grk5). Gene Ontology annotation, molecular function: ATP binding; G protein-coupled receptor kinase activity. Bases 65 to 1816 code for a protein of 583 amino acids. The record is from RefSeq and is a predicted model, not a curated record. Lineage: Eukaryota; Metazoa; Chordata; Actinopteri; Syngnathiformes; Syngnathidae. Gene Ontology annotation, biological process: signal transduction; regulation of signal transduction; protein phosphorylation. The transcript is spliced from 16 exons. Gene Ontology annotation, cellular component: cytoplasm.